AUGGAUCAUCUUGCUCAGACAACAUACUCAACAAUCAAUGACUUGAGAAUCAAGAAACAGAAUGCCAUUGAUGUCCUUGAUUUUGAAACGGCUGAAUCAUAUGAAAAUCAAAUUCAAACAGAAAUUGCAAAUUUUGCUAAAUAUCAGAUGCAGGAUGCUUUAACACAAGCCAAAUUCCAAAUAGAAAAGUACAGAAAGUAUGCCGAAAAGAGAUUAGAAGACGAAGCAGAAGAAAGUCGGAAAAAUACUCAAAUGAUUUACUCAAAAUACCAAGUUUUAGUCGAAUCAACUGAGGAAAGACAUAUUUCCGAACUCAUGGAAAUAGAGCAAGAUAGGACAUAUACUCUUAUUACUGAAUCUGAGCGAGAUGUCGAUGAACAAAUCAAAUUACUUGAAGAAGCCAAAGCAGAAGCAAAAGUUUGUCAUUUCGAUAAAGCAAAAGAGUUACGUCAGCAAGCACAUGAUGUUGCUAAAGAAGAACUUGAAAGAAGACGCGUUGAAACAGAAACGAAAUUUGCCCAACUCAAAGAAACUACAAUUCAAAAUCAGAAGGAUGAAUUAGAAAAGAUUACUAAAGACCAUGAAACAGAAGUCAACGAAGAGCAUACAAGACAAGAAAAACAGUUUGAAAAUUCAAUCAAAGAAUUUAUUGACGAAUUCAAGAUGAUUGAAACAAAGUCCAUUGCCAAUUUCAAUGCUGUAGCCACUAAGAAUGUUAAUCUUGCUGAUAUGGUUUCAGAAAUCAAAGAAGUUACUCAAGAACAAAUUAAUUAUUUCAAAGGCAAACAAAGAGUUGUUCCAGUGAUGCAACAAUACGAAAAGUUGAAGAUUGGCACUACAAAACCUCCAAAAGUUGAAUCCCCGAAGCCAUCCAUGGCCAAAACAACUGGAGCUUUUCCAAAUGUCGCAGAAAGAUCAUUUAAAGCUCAGUCCGCUUUCUCGAAGACUACAAAUAGCGCUAACAGAUCAAGACCUAUGUCUUCAAUUGGUUUGCUAUCGUUGAGACCAAUGUCUAGAGCAAAUAGGAAAUAA
This is a messenger RNA of Trichomonas vaginalis G3, 1032 nucleotides long. RefSeq lists its product as uncharacterized. The transcript has a single exon. The coding region runs from base 1 to 1032 and encodes 343 amino acids. Lineage: Eukaryota; Parabasalia; Trichomonadida; Trichomonadidae. The record is from RefSeq and is a predicted model, not a curated record.